AUGUCGAAAAAGCACUUCAUCUCCUCCGACGCCAGCGCGCUCAUCAUCGCCUCGCUGUGCGGCGUGGCAGCCUGCCACCCGGGGCUCGUCAUCUCCGAAUCCGACAAAAUUAUCUACCGCCCGCCCACCGUCCAAAAAGUCACCCUUCUCUCCGGUGGCGGUAGCGGCCACGAGCCCGCGCACGCAGGAUAUGUAGGUGAGGGAAUGCUCGACGCCGCCGUCUGCGGCGAGGUCUUUGCGUCGCCGAACGCACGGCAGAUAACGACGGGGUUGGAGGCGGUGGCUUCCGACAAAGGGACGCUGGUCAUCGUGAAGAACUAUACUGGUGACAGGCUUAAUUUUGCGUUGGCUGUGGAGAGGGCGAGGGCCCAGGGGAGGAAGAUUGAGACUGUUACCGUCGGGGAUGAUGUGGCGGUGGGGAGGGAGAAGGGGAGUCUGGUGGGGAGACGUGGACUUGCCGGGACGGUGUUAGUGCAUAAAGUUGCGGGGGCGGCGGCAGAGAAGGGACGGGAUCUCAAAAACGUCACCGAGUUGGCGCUGCAUGUCGCCAACAAUCUUGCGACGGCGGGCGCGAGUCUGGGACACUGCACUAUCCCCGGGCGUGAAGCCGCCAAAGAAGGGAAGGAAGUCGAAGAGGUCGCUGGCCUUGAGAUCGGAACGGGAAUCCACAACGAGCCCGGGUACAAGCGUAUCAAUCCUAUCCCACCGCACCCCGUUCUCAUCGCAGAACUGCUAUCCCUCUGCCUGGACACGACCGACACCGACCGUUCCUACCUCUUGCGCAAGCCACAAGACAAAGUUGUGCUCCUGGUCAACAAUCUGGGUGGGCUGAGUAACCUCGAACUCAACGUUCUCGUAGGGGAGACUCUUUCGCAGCUGAACUCCACUUAUGGCAUCACUCCGGCGAGAGUAUUCGCCGGGGCUUAUGUAACCAGUCUGGAUAUGCCGGGGUUCAGCAUUACGCUGUUGAAUCUCCCGGUGGAGGGGGACAUCACCCCACAAACGGUGCUCGAACUCCUCGACGCGUAUACCUCCGCGGUUGGCUGGAAUGGGAGUAUCAAGUCCGCAGUCUGGACGGCCCCACCGACGGUUGUCAAAACACCCACUUCUCCCUCCAAAGCGGCGAAACACAAAAAGAAAGAUCUGCCGACUAUAACAUCGGACCCAACCCUAACGUUCCGGAUCCUUGCCUCCAUCCACUCCCAAGUCAGCUCCGCCGAGCCAUCGAUGACCCACUUCGACACGCUCGUCGGCGACGGAGACUGCGGCACGACCCUCUUCGCCGGCGCCGAGUCCCUCCUAACCGCACUGAUCAACACCUUCAACCUAGUCGAAUGCGCGCUCCAAAUCGCCACGACGAUCGAGACGUCCAUGGGCGGCACCUCGGGUGCGCUCUACGGGAUUUUCUUCUCGGCCUUCGCAACCGGGCUCAAGCUGCAAGCACAAGCCGCGAACCAAGCGCAAGCCGCGGACGAAGACCUCUCCUCGCCGCCCACCUCGCCCAUCGCCACCAGCAUGCCCGCCAUAAACGCCAUAACCUCAGCCACGGUCAGCUUUGCGGCCAUCGCCACCGCGAGCAGGCACGCGCUGGACACGCUGAUGAAAUAUACCCCCGCCCGCGUCGGCGAUCGCACGCUGAUGGACGCGCUGAUCCCGUUCGUGGAGGCGAUCCAGGCGCACCACGAUGAGGGCGCGAAGGAGGCCCUGAGACGCGGACUCGAGGCCGCAGAGAAGGGAUAUGAAGCGACCCGUAAGAUGAAGGCAAAGCUGGGACGGGCUAGUUACGUCAAUGCUGUGGCGUUUGAGGGCGAGGGCGUGCCCGAUCCGGGUGCGUUGGGGGUGGUGGCUGUGAUUAGAGGGAUUUUGGAGGGCGUGGAGAAGGAGGAGCGCGGUGGUGAGUCGGAUGAAUGA
Molecule: messenger RNA, 1911 nt
Organism: Tricharina praecox
Lineage: Eukaryota; Fungi; Ascomycota; Pezizomycetes; Pezizales; Pyronemataceae
Product: dihydroxyacetone kinase
Exons: 6
Coding region: 1-1911 (636 amino acids)
Biological process (GO): glycerol catabolic process
Cellular component (GO): cytosol
Molecular function (GO): glycerone kinase activity
Source: RefSeq, a predicted model, not a curated record